Messenger RNA from Serendipita indica DSM 11827, 765 nucleotides. NCBI's taxonomy places the organism in Eukaryota, Fungi, Basidiomycota, Agaricomycetes, Sebacinales, Serendipitaceae. The record is from the annotation of a GenBank genome assembly.
AUGAAGAGGGUAGUCCUCCUCACCGCAUGCGUUGGCGCGUGUUCAGCGAGGGCGAUUGGAGAGAGGAUCCAAUACGAUACCACGUCAGCACAAAUUGAUGCACCAUCACGAUUCUUUCUAUCUUCGGAUUUCUUCACAACACCCUCGUCCUUGCACACUCCGGGACUGUCCACAGACAACUCCCUCGUGUCACCUACCCACUCCACGAUACGUUCAACAGGUCGUUGGUGGCCUGGUCCCUGUGGUGGCAUAUUAGCCAACGAGUCUGGAUCAUCGCUCACUCUCGAAUUUAACGGUACCGCAAUAACACUGUACACAAAUGGAGGUUCUUACAAAGUCUCUCUCGACGAUCGAGAGGUGGUCGUCCUUCCCGAUUCCCCCGAACGUGAGGAUUGCACCCCAGAUGCUUCCUUCACCGUAGACAAUCUGUCGCCCUCAGUACACCGGAUGGUGAUCUCGUCCAUCUCGAACUUUGAGCUUGUCGGGCUGCGUCUAGCCCCAGUUGGUUCAGGUGUCCCGUCCGGACACCCUCCCGAUCCGCAGUCAGUCCCGCUCCCUCCACCGACCUCUUCACGACCGCCAUCUUCCCCAAGCCACCACGGUCAAUCAGCGAAUCACCUCACUUCUCCCGUCGUUUUCUUUGACUACUCGACUGCGGACCUGCCUCUCGUGGGAUUCGCUGCAUUGUUUCUGAUGGCCGCAUACCAGUCUCGUCGCCGUCAUCUGCAACGUAUUGACCGUGGCAAAGACAUGGAUGCGAAAUGA